This is a messenger RNA of Paramecium octaurelia, 1397 nucleotides long. Lineage: Eukaryota; Ciliophora; Oligohymenophorea; Peniculida; Parameciidae. The record is from the annotation of a GenBank genome assembly.
AUGCCUAAACAUGUUUAAGUCUACACAGAAAGAGUAAAAAUUGUUAUUGAUUUUCUUAGUUUGAUCAAGUCUUGGAAAUGUUGGUUUCCAAAGUAGGAGAAGCAAAGUGGGCAGAAAUCACAAGAUAAAUGAAGAAUUUGUAUGGUAUUAAUGUACCUCAGAAACCAAUGGUUUAAGCCAGAUGGAGAGCAAUCGAUCCUAAAAUAAACAGGGAACCAUUUACACCGGAAGAGAUGGUUCAACAUUGGCAUCAUUGUGUGAGAUUUAAAUGUCAUUGGGAUGCAAUCAGAGAUUAAUACGAAUUGAUUGGUCAGCAGAGGGAUAAGACUUAUUUAUCCUAAAGAUUUUCGAUCCACUUUACUUAAAUAAUUUCAGAUUUGAAUAGAGAAAUAGGAAAGAUAGCAUCCUAUAAUUAAUAAAAGAUAGAUACUAUGAGAGAGACCACAAAAAAGAGAGUGAUAGAAUUUAAUAGCAGAGAUCCUUUGAGUGUUCAGGAUCAAUCUGCAAGAGAAAUCAUAGUUAGUUGUAAAUCAUUAGUCAAAGUAAUGACCUAUUUGGUUGAUAACUCACAUCUGUAGACUGAAUUAAUGUGGGCUGAAGUCAAGAAGAUGAUCUCCCCUGCCAAAUUUUAGAAAGUUCUAUUCAAUAUUUUCAUUAUGGAUACUAUUGUGCUGAUUUCAUGUAAUGAAUUAAAGGCUAUUGAUGAUACAUCCGAUCUAAUUGAUGCUGACGAUUUCAGAAAAGGCAAAUAUAUCAAACCAACUAAAAUAAGAUUUUGGAAUGAUGCUCUUGAACAGGAAUCCAGUCCAGAACAUACAGAAGAAGAUGAAAUCCUAACAACAUCAGUCAGAUUGAGUAGAAUGGGACCAUAAACUCAAUUCACCAAAAAGGAUAUUGAAGAAAUUAAAGAAAGCUUCAUUUACAAAUACUGUAAUACAGACCAAAACAAAGCCUUUUAUAAUUGGUACAAUGAAGCUAAGACAUAGAAGAAUGCCUUUCCCUCAGACUUGACUGUGGAUAUAAUGGAAUUGGAAGGUGGUAAAAAAUUACUCAAUUAUGAUCCUGCUUAGCCUAAGAGAAAGUAUGUUAAAAAAUAAAAGCCUGAAACUAAAGUGUAGAAACAGAUUGAAAAAUUCAAGAGAAAGAAAAAGAAGAUUCAAAUUGAGGGCGAGGGAAAAUAAAGAAUAAAGACUAAAAAGGGAAGAAUUAGACUUAAUAAGGAGAGAUUUCCAGGUCAAGAUACCAUUAUAUUUAAUUAAUAACUAGAAGAGGAGGAAGAAUAGUCUAGCAAUGACUAUUAAUUAAUGGAUGCAGAAUAGAUUUAUAAGAUCAAUCAAAGAAUGAACAGAUAGAAUGCAGGCAGUCAAAGUGAAAAUGACAGUUAAAGCAGUAAUUGA